Molecule: messenger RNA, 3234 nt
Organism: Ostertagia ostertagi
Lineage: Eukaryota; Metazoa; Nematoda; Chromadorea; Rhabditida; Trichostrongylidae
Source: the annotation of a GenBank genome assembly
AUGGAAGAUGCUCAUGCGAAGACGGGCGAUGAGGUUUGCCGCUUCUUCAAUGUGGGACCAGACGGGUUAACAGAAAGCCAGGUAGAGGCUCAAAGAGAGAAGUAUGGCUUCAAUGAAAUGCCCGCGGAAGAAGGAAAGUCUAUUUGGGAACUUAUCCUUGAACAGUUUGACGAUCUCCUUGUAAAGAUUCUUCUUCUCGCCGCUAUCAUCUCUUUUGUCUUAGCCCUGUUUGAGGAACAUGAUGACCAAACAGCUGCGGUUACCGCGUUCGUUGAACCUUUCGUUAUUCUCCUUAUUCUCAUCGCGAACGCUACAGUCGGAGUUUGGCAGGAACGAAAUGCCGAAUCCGCUAUAGAGGCGUUAAAAGAAUAUGAACCGGAGAUGGCCAAAGUUGUGCGAGCAGGAAGCCAUGGCAUCCAAAUGAUCCGGGCACGUGAACUUGUUCCAGGAGACCUUGUUGAAGUUUCUGUUGGUGACAAGAUUCCCGCUGACCUUCGACUGCUAAAGAUAUACUCGACAACGAUACGUAUCGACCAGUCUAUUCUCACUGGUGAAUCUGUGUCAGUCAUCAAGCACACCGAGGCCGUUCCUGAUGCUCGAGCUGUCAAUCAGGACAAAAAGAAUUGUCUGUUCUCCGGUACAAAUGUUGCCUCCGGAAAGGCCCGAGGGAUAGUGUUUGGUACUGGACUGAUGACCGAGAUCGGAAAAAUCCGGACAGAAAUGGCUGAAACCGAAAGCGACAAGACUCCACUUCAACAAAAACUUGACGAGUUCGGCGAGCAGUUGUCUAAGGUCAUCUCCAUCAUCUGUGUCGCAGUGUGGGCCAUCAAUAUCGGUCACUUCAAUGAUCCUGCGCACGGUGGAUCAUGGAUCAAAGGCGCCAUCUAUUAUUUCAAGAUCGCUGUAGCACUUGCCGUAGCAGCCAUUCCUGAAGGUCUCCCGGCAGUCAUUACCACUUGCCUUGCUCUCGGUACUCGGCGGAUGGCAAAGAAGAAUGCUAUUGUCCGAUCAUUGCCUUCUGUGGAAACUCUCGGAUGUACUUCAGUUAUCUGCUCUGACAAGACCGGAACAUUGACGACAAAUCAAAUGUCUGUGUCAAAAAUGUUCAUCGCAGAGCAUGCAUCGGGCGACAACAUUGAUUUCAACGAGUUCACCAUCACUGGUUCGACUUAUGAACCUUCUGGAAAAGUUUUCUUCCAUGGAAAAGAGGUUAACUGUGCGGGUGGUGAUUUCGAUGCACUCACUGAACUUGCCACCAUUUGUGCUAUGUGUAACGACUCUGCUGUAGACUAUAACGACACCAAGAAGGUCUACGAGAAGGUCGGGGAAGCAACUGAAACAGCACUGGUUGUUCUUGCUGAGAAGAUGAAUGUAUAUGGUACACCAAAAUCAGGAUUGUCGGCUCGUGACCUUGGUAACGUCUGCAACCGAGUUAUUCAGCAAAAGUGGAAAAAGGAGUUCACCCUGGAGUUCUCUCGCGAUCGCAAAUCGAUGUCCUCGUACUGUGUCCCGGCCACAGGAGGAUCUGGUGCUAAGAUGUUUGUAAAAGGAGCACCAGAAGGAGUACUCGGCAGAUGCACUCAUGUGCGAGUUAACAACCAGAAAGUACCGCUCACGCCUGCAAUGACGCAAAAGAUUGUCGAAAAAUGUGUGCAGUAUGGUACUGGACGAGAUACUCUUCGUUGUCUAGCUCUGGGAACCAUUGAUAAUCCGAUUCACCCAAAUCAAAUGAACCUUGAAGAGGCAUCGCAGUUCACGAAGUACGAGCGCGACAUCACGUUUGUCGGUGUGGUUGGCAUGCUCGACCCUCCGCGUACUGAGGUUAUGAAAUCAAUCAGGGAAUGUAAUCAUGCCGGUAUUCGUGUGAUCAUGAUCACUGGUGACAAUAAGAACACAGCAGAAGCUAUUGGAAGACGUAUUGGUCUUUUCACUGAGGACGAGGACACCACAGGCCUUUCAUUCACUGGACGCGAAUUCGACGAUCUUCCUCCUGAGCAGCAAUCAGACGCUUGCAGACGCGCAAAACUUUUUGCUCGAGUCGAACCUGCUCAUAAAUCAAAAAUCGUCGAUAUUCUGCAAAGUCACGGAGAGAUCACGGCUAUGACUGGAGACGGUGUGAAUGAUGCACCUGCACUGAAGAAAGCAGAAAUUGGAAUUGCAAUGGGAUCCGGAACUGCUGUCGCUAAGUCGGCAUCUGAAAUGGUUCUGGCUGAUGACAACUUUGCGUCGAUCGUUGCUGCAGUUGAAGAGGGCCGUGCUAUUUACAACAAUAUGAAGCAGUUCAUUCGGUACCUGAUCUCGUCAAACGUCGGAGAGGUCGUGUCAAUUUUCCUUGUCGCUGCUCUUGGUAUUCCGGAAGCUCUUAUUCCCGUCCAACUAUUGUGGGUGAACUUGGUUACUGAUGGUCUGCCAGCAACUGCGCUUGGUUUCAAUCCUCCCGAUUUGGAUAUUAUGGAGCGUCAUCCACGAUCCGCAAGCGAUGGACUCAUCUCCAGAUGGCUCUUCUUCCGAUAUUUGGCAGUUGGAACCUAUGUCGGAGUUGCCACUGUUGGAGCGGCGAUGUGGUGGUUCCUCAUUUACGAAGAUGGGCCUCAAAUUACUUACUACCAACUUACUCACUGGAUGAGAUGCGAGAUUGAGCCUGAGAACUUUGCUGAUCUGGACUGUGCUGUGUUCGAAGAUAACCAUCCGAAUGCAAUGGCCCUGUCUGUACUCGUAACAAUUGAAAUGCUCAACGCAGUAAACUCGUUAGUUUCAUUGAUCUGCUCUUCCCAUCUCCACCUUGAUCUUUCGACAAUUGCUGAUUUUGUUAGGUUAUCCGAGAACCAGUCGUUGCUUGUAAUGCCACCCUGGAAGAACAUGUGGUUGUGCUCCGCCAUAGCAUUGUCGAUGUCGCUUCACUUCGUCAUCCUUUACGUAGACAUCAUGGCCACCAUCUUCCAGAUCACUCCUUUAUCUAUUGCCGAAUGGAUGGCAGUGUUAAAGAUCUCAUUCCCAGUUUUACUUCUUGACGAAAUACUGAAAUUCAUCGCACGCAACUACGUCGACGGUAAGCCACCUAGUCGUGCAGCCACUAUACGGUCGAUCAUCUCCUUGGUCGGCCUUGGUGCUGUGUGGUGUGCGUACUUCGGUUGGAUGUUAGGUCCUUAUGCAAAGAGUAUUGAACGUGCGUUUGGUAGCCCGGCUAUGCUGGAACCACCAGCGGACCUUGCAUUGCAGAAGAAAAGAAUCUGA